GGCUGUUUCGUCCGCGUCGCCCCACCAAUCGGCGGUCUUGGUCGCCCCCUUCUCCCCCUCCCCUCCCGUCCCGUCUCGCCCGCUACCGCUAGCGUGCUGAGCUGUGGCGUCCGAGGGAAGCCUUCCACUCCCCAGCAGCAGCAGCCGCCUUGACCCGUUCGCCGUCCGCUGGGGGCGUCGCUGGAGACGCGCCCGCCUCGGGUUCUUCGCCGUCCUCCUCCCCGGCCGGCGUCCUGGUGCUGCCGGUCGGGCCCGAUCGGCCGCGGAGCCUCCGGGUCUCCGGAGAGAUAUAUUGUAAAAUGGAAGCACUACGUAAUAUGAAACUGCCCCCAGGAUUUGGAUUCUAUCCUUCGGAUACCGAACUUAUUGGUCACUAUCUAAAGAGGAAAAUACUUGGCCAGAAAAUUGAACACAAUCUUAUACCAGAGGUGGAUAUAUACAAGCAUGAACCAUGGGAUUUACCUGCAAAGUGCAAUUUUCCAAUCGAGGACAACAAGUGGCAUUUCUUCGCCUCUCGUGAUAGGAAGUACCCUACCGGUUCUAGGUCAAACAGGGCAACACUCGCUGGUUACUGGAAAUCAACUGGGAAGGACCGAGCCAUAAAGCUGAACAAGCGAACUCUAGGAACAAAGAAGACUUUAGUUUUUCAUGAAGGCCGGCCUCCCUCUGGUAGACGCACUGAAUGGAUUAUGCAUGAGUACUACAUAGAUGAGAAGGAAUGUCAAGUCAGCCCUGGUAUGAAGGAUGCCUUUGUUCUCUGUCGUGUUACUAAAAGAAGUGACUGGGCAUUGGAGAAUGAUAAUGAGGUGGGUGACAGGAACCCUCAUCAUCAACAACAAAUUGAUGCUGCUACAUCCAUUGUAAAGCCAGAAGAUGCUGCUACAGCAGUUGUAAAUCCAGAAGAUGCUGCUACAUCAGUUGUUAAGCCAGAAGAUGCUGCUACAUCAGUUGUAAAGCCAGAAGAUGCUACUGCCUCACUCAUCUGUGCAGGGGAAUCAAAUGAUGUUGCUAUGGCAUCCAUUACUGCUGAUAAAGAAUCUCCAAAUUGUAGUAAUGAACUGGAAGCAUGGCUGGAAGAAUUGUUGGAUCCUUCACCUUCAUUUAACCCUCUACCUGAUACUGGUUCUGCCAUCCUGCCUCUGACUGAGCAAUAUGCUGAAUCAUCGAAUACUGGUUCUGUGGUUCCCAAGAUUGGACCAGACCAUGCCAGCCCUAUCAAGGAUGGGACAGAUGCCACAGACUACCUAUUCACUGAUGAUCUUCCUGAUGAUCUUUACAAUAUGCUGUAUCCUGGUAUUGAUGAAUUCAGUAAUAAUAUGUUCUUGGAGCCAGCUGGCCUGUCAGGAGCUUCUGCCACCAACCAGGCUUACCACUUGAUGGGGGAAAGUCCCUUUGCUCUUCCAAACAACUUUGAGGAUGGAACUCUGAAGGAUGAAUUGCAGUUGGACCAGGAAAACAACAACCCCAAUCUGUCAAAUGGAAAUAUUGACAAUGGAGUUAUAAUACGAAGGCGUAGUGCAUCAUCAUCUGCUGCUAACAUUUCACUAGCACCUGGUAGGGUUAAAUUGCAGCUUGGACUUAAAAAGAUGGUUACAAGUAAUUCUGAAUCCAUCAACCAGACUAUGAAGUUUGCAGAUAACAGUGGUCGUCGUCUUGAUCUCAUGACUAGUGUUGAGUGUAAGAAGAAACAUGCAAACGAUGCCACUUCUGUCAAGCAAUCUGAUGCAGCCAAGCCGGGUGAAGGCCACAACAAUCAAGGAUAUCUCAGGGGCAUAAAGAAUGCAUUCAGAUGUUCAUCAGCUGGAUUCAACGCAUACAUACUCUUCACCAUCUUCUUGGUUGGAGUUGCUGCUGCUGCAGCACUGCAUUACCACCGUUCAGGUGCCAGCCUAUAACAUUGAAUCAGCAUACAUCGGCAUGCUUAGUUUUAGUUGUAGAGGUCAGUGGUAUCAGCUUGGGCGAUUCUAUACCAGUAGGAUGUUUGGAACGGUAGUAGCAUCUUCCCGUCUUCAUCCUUGCAGUAGUUUGUUGACUUUACUUGCAUUGAACUGGAAUAGUACUUGAGUUUCUCAGCUUAUGUCGCUGGGGUUGCUGGCCUUUUGGGGACAUUGGUGCAACCACUGAUCCCAGCUGUGUCCACCGGUUUUUUAUGGUGCUGUACAUAUGAAGUUCUUUCUUUUUGUUCGACUAGCUACUACUAUGUGUGCCUGUCAAAAAAAAAAAAGAGGAAAGGAAAAAAAAAUGUAACUUUGACAGUUACUGUUAUCCUGAGAUUUGUAAACGUGAACCAUGCUUAUAUGAUUAGUGGAUGACUAUAUUAUAACGCUAGAAA
Messenger RNA from Panicum hallii, 2332 nucleotides. Its product is annotated as NAC domain-containing protein 74-like. The coding region runs from base 300 to 1895 and encodes 531 amino acids. Gene Ontology annotation, biological process: regulation of DNA-templated transcription. Lineage: Eukaryota; Viridiplantae; Streptophyta; Magnoliopsida; Poales; Poaceae. Gene Ontology annotation, molecular function: DNA binding. The transcript is spliced from 5 exons. The record is from RefSeq and is a predicted model, not a curated record.